Molecule: messenger RNA, 1716 nt
Organism: Cucurbita maxima (winter squash)
Lineage: Eukaryota; Viridiplantae; Streptophyta; Magnoliopsida; Cucurbitales; Cucurbitaceae
Product: serine/arginine-rich splicing factor RS31A-like
Exons: 6
Coding region: 587-1525 (312 amino acids)
Biological process (GO): mRNA splicing, via spliceosome
Cellular component (GO): nuclear speck
Molecular function (GO): RNA binding
Source: RefSeq, a predicted model, not a curated record
ACAGUAGCAACGAUGAGGCCGAUAUUUGUUGGGAACUUCGGGUAUGACACCCGGCAAUCUGAACUGGAGCGGUUAUUCGCCAAAUAUGGGAGAGUUGAAAGGAUCGACAUGAAGUCUGGAAUUUCUUCUAAGGAAAAUGAGCCAGGCUCCUAUCUGGGCUCACCACCAUCUGUGCAUAAAAUUUAUUUUGGAAGGAAACUUCCUGCUUGCCUGCUUAGCUUCACCUACAGAUAGCAUCAUCCUGAUUUUUCUUCAAUCAAUCAUUCGUCAUUCAUCUACCUCAUCACUUAAGUUGCAAUACAACAGAAUCGUCUUAAUGGAUUGAUCUUUAUCUCAUGCCUCAUCAAUUAAGUUGCAAUUCACCAGAAUCGUGUUAAUGGAUUGACUAUAUCUCUUGCCUUUGCCUACCUAUCACCACUGAUCAUAGGACUUCACUGAAUUCUGGUCAUGCCUUCCAUAUGAUAUUAGUGGCUGAAUGAAAUCUGUCAUGCCAUGCCUUCCAUUUCUGAACUCGUGCUGUGUGAAAGGCGAAGCAUAGUUGAAAUUUUGGAUAUAAACCUUUAGUAUGCAACCAUCUUAGUUCAUCAUGCAACGUCUCUACAGCUAUAUGUGCAUCAGUUCUCCCAUAUUUGCAGGUUUUGCCUUUGUUUACUUUGAAGAAGAGAGGGAUGCUGAAGAUUCUAUUCGUAGCCUUGACAACAUGCCAUUUGGUUAUGAUAGACGCAGAUUGUCUGUGGAAUGGGCUAGGGGUGAGCGGGGUCGCAGUCGUGAUGGAUCCAAGUCAAUGGCAAAUCAGAGGCCAACCAAAACCUUGUUUGUGAUCAAUUUCGACCCAAUUCGUACUAGAGUUCGUGAUAUUGAAAGACACUUUGAACCUUAUGGAAAGGUGCUCAAUGUUCGCAUUAGAAGGAACUUUGCAUUUGUACAAUUUGAGACGCAGGAGGAGGCAACCAAGGCCCUUGAGUGUACCCACAUGAGCAAAAUAUUAGACAGGGUUGUAUCAGUUGAGUAUGCUUUGAGGGAUGACGGUGAGAGGGGUGACCAUUAUGACGAUAGCCCUCGAAGAGCAGCUUAUGGGCGGCUUGGGGAUAGUCCUUAUCGGAGGUCACCUAGUCCUGUGUAUCACCGUCGACCAAGUCCUGACUACGGACGAGCUCGCAGCCCUGCUUAUGACAGGUAUAAUGGCCCUUAUGAACGACGUAGGAGCCCUGAUUAUGGCAGGAAUCGGAGCCCUGAAUUUGGCAGGAAUCGGAGCCCUGAAGUUGGCAGGAAUCGGAGCCCUGAAUUUGGCAGGAAUCGGAGCCCUGAAUUUGGCAGGAAUCGGAGCCCUGAAGUUGGCAGGAAUCGGAGCCCUGAAUUUGGCAGGAACCGGAGCCCUGAAUUUGGCAGGAACCGGAGCCCUGAAUUUGGCAGGAACCGGAGCCCUGAAUUUGGCAGGAACCGGAGCCCUGAAUUUGGCAGGAAUCGGAGCCCUGAAUAUGGUAGUGUUCGCAGUCGUUCACCCAUUCGGAGGUCAAGAACCUAAAGGAAAUCGGACCCAUUUGGAGGUCAAGAACCCGAGGGAAAUCUAAUUUAUAAUUUUCCGUAGUUACAUUCACAGGUUUAGGUCUGGAGUGUUAAGGGAUAGUGAGGAGUUUCUGUACAACCCUCGUGUUGAGUAUUUGAACUAAUGUUGGUAGAUUUGGUAUAAUGAAGAAACCGUGGUUUUGAUAUAUU